AUGAAGAGGCCUUUUGAGGAUUAUUCCCUACUUGAUAUAAAUGCCAUUGACACUUUACUUGAUGAGGUUAUUGAGCACUAUGCAUUUCCUUCACUUACUCAUGAAUCUAUACUUGCUACUGCUUGUGUUUCUUGCUCUUACAUUGAUACUUUUGUGUGCCAAAAUUACUUAAAUGUUGAUGUAUACUUGAAUGGUACCUCUUCUCAUGAACUAUUUGAUGAUGAUAAAAUGGCUACUAUGCUUGAACUUAAUGGCCAUGAGAAGGGUAUUAUUUCUUGUGAUGUAGGUGUCUUGCUGCUCAUUUCAUGCUUCUAUUUAUAUUCCGGUUCUUCUAUAGAUUUUAAUGACUCGUUUCAAUUAAUCAAAGACGCUGAUACUGUAAGCUCAGGCAGCUUCAAACUUGGGUUCUUUAGCCCAAUAAAUUCAACCAAUCGCUAUGUUGGAAUUUGGUAUCUAAAUGAAUCCACAGUAAUAUGGGUGGCUAACAGAAACAACCCUGUGAGAGAUUCUUCUGGGGUUUUCACAAUUUCAGAGGAUGGCAACCUGGUGGGGUUGAAUGAUCAAAAUCUCACACUUUGGUCAUCUAAUGUGUCAAACAUUCCUCCCGAUUCAUCAAUGGCUCAACUUCUAGACACUGGGAACCUUGUUCUGAGUGAUAACACCACAGGAAAAACACUAUGGGAGAGUUUUCAGCAUCCUUCUGAUUCAUUUAUUCCAAAGAUGAAACUUGGUACAAAUCCAGGAACAGGCGAAAAACCAACGCUUCUUACUUCUUGGAAAUCCCCUUCUGAUCCAUCCAUAGGUAGCUUCUCUGCAAGUCUUGAACAUUUGGAUGCUCCUGAAGUUGUAAUCUACAAUGGGUCUAAACCAUAUUGGCGUUCUGGUCCAUGGAAUGGCGGGGAAUUUCUAGGAGUGAAUGCUACAUACGAUAGGUCUAAAGCAUAUGCUUCUUCAAAUCUUGACGGAUUCAGUCUAAACGAAGACAAUGGUACAUAUUGCAUUUCUUUUGAUCUGGCAAGAACUUCUCAUUUCGGAGUCUUUAAGUUGAGCUCAAUAGGAGAAUGGGUUAUAACGGGAUGGAUCAACGAGAAAGAAGUUAGAAGAUGGAGGAUUCAACACAAUGAAUGCGAUGUGUAUGGUCAAUGUGGAGAGUUUGGAUACUGUAAUCCUGAAAGCACUCCAAUUUGUAGCUGUUUAUAUGGGUUUGAGCCCAAGUAUCCAGAUGAAUGGAAUAAGCAAAACUGGAAAAAUGGUUGUACAAGAAAAGAACCAUUGCAGUGUGACAAGAGGAUUAAAAGUGGAAGUGAAGAUGGGUUCAAGAAACUAGAGAGCGUGAAACCACCAGAUUUUGUAGAGCAAUUGCAGGUUCCUGAUGAAGAAAAUUGCGGAAGGAAAUGUUUACAAAAUUGCUCUUGUUUGGCUUAUGCAUAUGAUUUAGCCAUAGCAUGCAUGUUAUGGAAUGGUAAAUUAAUUGAUAUUCGAACAUUCGCUCCUAAAGGUGUUGAUCUUUACAUUCGUCUAGCAAAUUCAGAACUCGAUAAAAUAGGAGAUAAAAGAAGGGACAAGUGGAAAGUGAUAGUGAUUGCUAUUUCUUUAACAAUCGGAGUCACUGUUUUUGCGGCAUGUUCUUAUUUUCUAUGGAAAAUUGUUGCCAGAUCAAAAGGCAAAACGAAUCAAAAUGGUCUGAGUGAAAGCAUGAUGAUAAGAGACUCGGGACAAGAAAAACUAGAGGAGCUUCCACUGUUUGAAUUUGAAAAGCUUGCAAUUGCGACAAACAACUUUCACGGAUGUAACAUGAUUGGUCAGGGAGGUUUUGGUCUCGUAUACAAGGGAGAAUUGCAAGAUUCACAGGCCAUAGCUAUUAAAAGGCUUUCAAGAGGCUCUGGGCAAGGCCUUGAAGAAUUUAUGAAUGAAGUAAAGGUGAUAUCUAAGCUUCAACAUCGCAAUCUUGUAAGACUUAUUGGUUGUUGUAUUGAGCAAGAUGAAAAGAUGUUGGUCUAUGAGUACAUGCCUAACAAAAGCUUGGAUGCAAUGCUCUUUGAUUCAAGGAAAGUAGUAGUCUUAGAUUGGAGAAAACGCUACAGCAUAAUUGAAGGAAUUACUCGAGGAUUACUUUAUCUCCAUAGAGAUUCAAGAUUAAAAAUAAUACAUAGAGAUCUUAAGGCAAGUAAUAUCUUAUUGGAUGAAGAGCUAAAUCCAAAAAUAUCAGACUUUGGCUUGGCAAAGAUUUUUAAAGGCAAUGAGAAUGAUCAAGGAAACACUAGAAGGGUUGUUGGGACAUACGGCUACAUGUCUCCUGAGUAUGCAAUGCAAGGAUUAUUUUCAGAGAAAUCAGAUGUCUUCAGUUUUGGAGUGUUGUUGUUAGAAAUUGUUAGUGGGAAGAAAAAUACUAGCUUCUAUCAUCAGGAGAUGUCCUUAAGCCUAUUGGGAUUUGCAUGGAAACUAUGGAAGGAAGACAAUGUUAAAUCUCUGAUAGACUCGAAAAUAUAUGAUCCAAGCUUUCAUAUGGAGAUCUUGAGAUGCAUACAUAUUGGACUUCUAUGCGUACAAGAACUUGCAAAAGAUAGACCAAGUAUGGCCAUUGUGUAUUCAAUGCUUAAUAGUGAGAUUGUGAAUCUUCCUUCACCAACACAACCUGCUUUCACAAAGAGGCAAUGCACUAUGAAUUUAGAAUCUUCUCAACAAAGUGAUCAUGUUUACUCCAAUAACACUGUCACACUUACUAAAAUUUAA
This is a messenger RNA of Prosopis cineraria, 2733 nucleotides long. RefSeq names its product G-type lectin S-receptor-like serine/threonine-protein kinase At1g11300. The transcript has 8 exons. Gene Ontology annotation, molecular function: ATP binding; protein serine/threonine kinase activity. Gene Ontology annotation, biological process: protein phosphorylation; recognition of pollen. The record is from RefSeq and is a predicted model, not a curated record. Bases 1 to 2733 code for a protein of 910 amino acids. NCBI's taxonomy places the organism in Eukaryota, Viridiplantae, Streptophyta, Magnoliopsida, Fabales, Fabaceae.